Zingiber officinale is the source of this 1219-nucleotide messenger RNA. Its product is annotated as salt tolerance receptor-like cytoplasmic kinase 1. The coding region runs from base 28 to 1107 and encodes 359 amino acids. Gene Ontology annotation, cellular component: plasma membrane. The record is from RefSeq and is a predicted model, not a curated record. Gene Ontology annotation, molecular function: ATP binding; protein kinase activity. The transcript is spliced from 2 exons. Gene Ontology annotation, biological process: protein phosphorylation. NCBI's taxonomy places the organism in Eukaryota, Viridiplantae, Streptophyta, Magnoliopsida, Zingiberales, Zingiberaceae.
GCCUCUGGUACAGUUGUUUGCUUUAGGAUGUUCUGCGGGUACAGAAUACCGCUCUGGGGCUGCUGCCGGACUGCGGAUGACUGGGAAUUCGGCCCGGCCCAUCCCCGCAUCGGCGACAGCCCGGGAACUCCGCCGGAGAAGGAAAAAGGAGGCGGUGGAAUCGGGGACAAAGUCCAUCGGUAUCGGUGGCGGCAGAUCGAAUCGCUGACGGGGAAGUUCGCCCCCGACGCAGUGGUCGGCGAAGGCGGCUCCAGCACCGUGUACCUUGCCCGCCUCCCGGACGCUUCGCUCGCGGCCGUCAAGCUCCACCGACCGAGCGAGCGCUUCCACCGAGCCUUCCGCCAGGAGCUCGACGUCCUCCUCCGGCUACGCCACCCUCACAUCGUACGCCUCCUCGGAUACUGCGACGACCGUGAGGAAGAAGGUGUCUUGGUGUUGGAGUACGAACCGAAUGGCUCCCUCCACGAGAAACUCCACGGAGGAGGCGGGACGGCGCUGCCGUGGGCGAGGCGCAUGGCUGUGGCGCACCAAGUGGCGAGAGCGCUGGAGUACCUGCACGACGGGUGUGACCCCACGGUGAUACACGGCGACGUGAAGGCCGCGAACGUGCUCCUCGACGGCGGGAUGGAGGCGAAGCUUUGCGACUUCGGGUCGGCGCGGGCGGGGUUCUCAGCGGCGGUGGCGCCGCCGCGGUCCGGACGGGCGAUGGCGGUGGGGUCGCCCGGGUACAUCGACCCAUACUACUUGCGGACGGGGAUGGUCUCGAAGAAGAGCGAUGUGUACAGCUUCGGGGUGCUGCUCCUGGAGAUAGUAACUGGGGAGGAGGCAUUCGAUGCCCAGCGGGAGCUGCGACUGACGGCCGCGAUGGCGGCGGCACUGCGAUCGCCAGGGGAGCGGGGGGCGAAGGUGGUGGACGCGAGGCUGGGAGAGGAGUACGACGCCGGGGAGGCCGCGGCCGCCCUGACAGUCGCCGCAAUGUGCGUCGGAGACAACCCCGGGCUCCGCCCGUCGAUGACGGAGGUAGUGAAGAUGCUGCGAGAGACGGCCGCGGCUUCCGUCGCGCCGCCAGUCGCAGUGAUGCCGGCGAAGGCCAAAGAUGGCAGAUGAUCGGCGUGGAUUUUAUUCUAUUUUAUCUUUCUGGAAAAAAAGGAAAACUAUUAUUUUUCUUCUUUUUGCACGCGAUUAAAAAAUUAUCGACGCAUUUAAUAUAUUUUGUACA